CCUCAAAUUGCCCGCAAUCUCACGGCACGCACCCGCAAAGACCAUCAUAAAUGCGGUGACCCUGCAGAAGCUCUUUAACAAACGAAACUCACACCCGCCACAAUGCCGCCAAAAGGUGCGCGAGGCGGUGCAGCGCGAGGCAGAGGCCGUGGACGAGGAAAGGCUACAGCUCCUGCAGCACCAAGUGCAAUGGAAGGCCUAAUUGGAGAGUCUGCCAAUGAACCUUCGAGCCAAUCCACUCUCGAAGACUCCUCCCUGCCCUCAGCAAAGAUCACAACGCCUCAACAUCUUCUCGAUGACAAUUCAGUACCCUCACCCAAUUCUUCGCCAGUCUCAAUUCCGACCGAAACCCCUGCCCCAACGCCUGCGCGCGCUCCCAUACCACGAUCAGAACCUACAGUUUCAUCUUCAAGUCAUGUUGGGGAACCUUCAACACGAGGUGGACGAGGUGGGGCUCGAGGCGCGAAGCCUGCUGCUGCAAGUCGAUUCAAGCCAAAGAAUGUGAGAAGCGAUGCUAGCAAGCUGAAGGAGAUCGCCGAAAGAGAGGAGGCAAAAUUACAUCAGUUGGCUGUUGAGAAGGCCAGAGAGCAGGCCAGAUUGUUGCGUGGGAGAGGCAGACUAGCAAGAGGGAGAGGUGAUGUUAUGGGCAGAAGGGUUGCAACUGCUAGCGGGAUAUUCUCAAUUGCUCCUGAAGCUCUGAAAUCCAAUCCCGAGUUCGCGUCAAAGUUCAAGUCAGGAGGAGGUGGUGGUGGUAGUUCGUCCGGUGUCAAGAAGGAAGUCGGUGCCUCUUCACGCGCAGGUGGUCCAGGAGGGUCAAGAGGUGGUGAGAGUCGCAGUCAGGAUUACGAACCACGAUACCCUGAUCAAGAUGAAGAUACUCCAAGAAUUGAUAUCGAGACGAUCAAUAUCUCCUCUGACGACGAAGAACCUGUUUUUGCUGGCUUUCGGCCAGCCCUGAACGGCAAAGCAAAAGCUGGCUCAAGUAAAGGAGGUCUAAAGCCAGUUCGCCUACACAGAGAGGAACAUAAAGAGCGUGUCACAUUGGUCAACACAGAACCGACAACGAAGCCGCCUCCAGAGGACGAUGACGAAGAGUUACCCACGAUUGAUGAGUUAAGAUCUGCCAAAGCUACGCGCAUUAAUGAGCCAUCGAGCCCAAAAGCAACCUUCAUCAAAUACGAGGUGGACGAUGGAGAUAUGCAGAUGUCAUUUCGCUCUGGCAAACCACCGCCAAGUGCUUCACCAGAUGCAAAACGCAAAUUGCAAGAGUCGAAUGCCUUCAUACCACCCAUUGAGCUCGAUACCAUUCCAGAAGGGUCGGCCGAAGCAAAUGCUAAAGCGAAGAAAGAACAGAAGCAACGAACAGCCACAAAGAAAGCCGACAAGAAGCCUGUCCUGCAGACUGCACAAGAUAAAGCAGAAUACGAACGUCAUUUACAAGAUGUGGCUAUUCUGGCAGACGAACUCGGUGGCCUCCAGGGAAAUCUACGCGACAUAGGCAAAGGAAAGGAUGUCGAAGGUGAUGUUGAAAUGGGAGGCACUCUUGCAGAGGAUGACAAGAAAAGUGGUCGAUUAUAUCUUUUCCAGUUCCCUCCUGUGUUACCCGAGCUCUACAAUCCCAUCCAUGGGAAACCAAAAUCUCCAGCCGAGGUGAAGGCAGAAGAACUUGCCAAAGCUGAAGAGGAGAAGAAGGCCGCUGAAGCUGCAGCAAAGGCCGAAGCGAAAGGGAAGAGUAAAAGCAAAGCCGCUGAUACCAACACUGACGCAGUUGAGAUCAAGGUCGAAACGACUCCCGCUCUUUCGCCAGAAGACAGGAAGAAGAAAGAGGAAGAGGAAAAACGAAAGAAGAGGCAAGGCUUCGUCAAAGAACAGGGUUACAUCGGCAAACUUAUUGUUCGCGAGAGCGGUCGAGUAGAACUUUCCUGGGGUGGCACGAGUCUGCUCGUUGGGCGAGGUGUGGAUGCGGGAUUUCUGACGACGGGUGUAGUGGUUGAUAGUCAGGAACGCGGCCCACCUGGUGGUGGAGUUCCCGAGGGCCAGGCAAUGAGUAUGGGGCAGAUCAUGGGGAAGUUUGUCGUCACCCCAGACUGGCAGAAGAUGGCCUGAUAUGUGAAUGCGGGAGUGGUUUCCGGAGAAUGGGAAGCGAUGUGAUGCAUUUACAGGAGCGGAAAAAGAGUUGCAUAGCCUGGCGUUUUCUGGGCUCUGCAAGAGCUUUCAAUUGACAUUUUCGAGGUCAGGCAAGAGAGACGACUUGAUGGGUAGAC
Molecule: messenger RNA, 2264 nt
Organism: Mollisia scopiformis
Lineage: Eukaryota; Fungi; Ascomycota; Leotiomycetes; Helotiales; Mollisiaceae
Exons: 2
Coding region: 103-2106 (667 amino acids)
Biological process (GO): transcription by RNA polymerase III
Cellular component (GO): RNA polymerase III complex
Molecular function (GO): DNA binding
Source: RefSeq, a predicted model, not a curated record